This is a messenger RNA of [Torrubiella] hemipterigena, 4470 nucleotides long. Lineage: Eukaryota; Fungi; Ascomycota; Sordariomycetes; Hypocreales; Clavicipitaceae. The record is from the annotation of a GenBank genome assembly.
GGAAGGCGGAUUUUGGCAGCUUUAUCCCCGCAAACCACGGGUCUUACAGCGGAUGCCUCAGUGGACUUUCAGGCCAUCCCUGCUCUUUCCUUAGCUGCCCCUCCCCUACGCUGCGUGCUGUGCCCCCCUUCAGCGCGAGUCUUCCCGCCUGGGCAAAGUCAAAACCAUUCUGCGCCCCCGGUUUUCAAGGCUGCCGUGAACCUUUACGACUCUUUUUUUAUUAUUUGUUUCUCGACAAAUACCUUGACACGCCAGAACAAUAACGCCGCGCUGCCCUCUUUUGUUUAUUUUUUUUCUUUCUUCUAGUAUUGAAUUUAAUAUCCAAAGGGCUGCGUUUUACCAAUUGCACCAAGAGUACUCUCAUUCACACGCUUCAUUAUUCUUUCAUUUCUCGCCACAACUUGGAAUAUUCUUUUCAACCUCAAAACGCGCGUUUGUUUGACGGCCAAUUCGCUGUCAAAUGAACCUGCAAUAGUCGCCUAUCAUUAAUUCCCUUUAAUCCCCCUCCCCGGCUCUCUAAAUGCCCGCCUACUCAUCCUUGUACUCCAACUUCAUCCGUCAGGGAUCUACCUUCGCCAAGUCGAUUACUGCUCACGGUUACGCCCAAUCCGUCGUAGCUGCUACACAUCCCCAUGUUCUAAACUCACAGAACCGCCCGGUCUUCGGCCGCCGAUACACAAAGCGCCAGAACAGGCUCUCUGUCUUCCAGCUUCACAACCCGUUCCAUACCGACCGAGCCCAUAGCACUCUCGCCGACCAUCGCCAUGGAUUCAACCAUGGUGGGCUUGAUGCCUACUUCGAGGCGCUGCAGCAGAAGGAAGCUGAUGGCGAGAACGACGAAGAAUGGACACAGUUUGAAUUUCCCAAGCGUCUCGAGUGGAAGCCUGAGACUGAGGAUGUUCUCGCUUCUGAGCCUGCCGAGACUGCUCCCUCUGGCAUGACUCUUGAGGACCAAGCUGUCCUUGCACAUAUCGAUGCUGCCUUGGCGAAGGAAAUCGAGGUCCGACGCCUCAUUGAUGCUGGAGAAACCGACAACGAUCUUGUUCGAUCCGCAACCCCGAAGCGAGCCUCGCCCAUUGUCACACCCCCCGUGGUCGACCCUCAAUCGCAAUCUUAUGCCGACUAUCUCUACAAGCUGUCAGCUUCUGGUCGCUAUGCUGAGAUUCCUGCCGUCUUCGAGGCGAUGCUCGCCACCGGCGUCCCGCCUAUCGCUGGCGCCUACAAUGCUUUGCUCAUUGCGGCUAUCCACAUUCCCAUGAAGAAGAUUGAGGUUGUCUCCAAGGCUCUUGAUAUCUAUGCCGACAUGCUCCGUCGACGUGUAUCGCCUGAUGGAGAAACUUACGAUAUUCUUGUCGAUCUGCUGGCCUCACGAUCCAUUGAGGUCUCUGCCAUGAAGAAUGCUCUCGAAGAUAAGCGCAGGCGCUUUGGUGGUAUGGAUGAACCUGGAAAGUUCAUGUUUGCCUCUCACGAACUCGAGCAUGCCAUCCUCUGCGAAGAUGAUAGACUUGAUCUGGCUAUGAAGCUGUUUGAGACUGCCACAGAUGCUUCCACCGCAACAUUCUCCCCUGAAACAUACUGCCAAAUUAUUUCCGCAUGCGCUAAGGCUGGACGAGUGUCAGAUAUGGUUAGCCUGUUUGAGCACAUGGAGGACAGCCGCAUUGCCCCAUACGCGGCCGUAUUCCCAACUAUGAUCUCUGCUUACGCCGCCAAUGGUGAUUUGAUCAGCGCUGUUGAAUGCUACAGCGAGUACCGCGCGUUGGCGGUUGCCAACGACAAUGGGCAUGCUACUCUGCUGGAUAGACAGGAUGCUCAAGUGUACGCGUCCGUCAUCAAUGCCUACGUUGUCUCGGACAAGAUCGAAGGUGCCAUGAAGUUCUUCAAGAAGAUUGUGGAUGAAUAUGGAGUCCAGGUCGCCGACAUCAAGGAUGCUCUCAUUACUGGCGGCUUUGUUGAUGGGUUUGUCAACCGUGGCAUUCUCCAAGAGGCCCUGCACUGGGCUGAGUCCAUCGAGGCCAAGUCUCGUGCUAGAACUUUGAUCAACAUUGCUACAAAGGCUGCUGAUGCUGAUGAGCAGUCUACUGCUGUCGAGGCAUUCAACAGCAUAUCUUCUGAUGUGCAGUCCUUAGCGAAGCCUGCCAUGGCCAUGCUUGCUAUGAGCGUCCGCGCUGGAGACGUCGCAUCUGCUACCAAGUACUGGCAUGUGCUGGUGAACCCUGAGAUGCGCGCUACCACCUCUUUCAUUGAACCUGCUACGAUGUACGCCGUUGCUCUCAUUGGAUCCGGUCAAGUCGCCGAAGGUUUGUCUCAGGCAGAGAUGAUGUUCCAGAGAGUUCGUGCAUCAGAACCUGACCUCUGUGAAGAGAUUGACGAAGGCGUCGACUUCAUUUCGCGUUACAUGCAGUCCCGAGGUGUCUCUGACCCUCGUGAGCUCUCCUCCCCUGUUUCAACCAUCCAGCAGCAGCCUUCCACUGCGUCGCCUUUCCUGUCGACCCCUACCGUGUCUAGCUUUGAGGACAGCUUUGAUCCCCAUGCUCAGAACACCGAUUUCAAGGGUUCAUCGAUGAUUGCUGAUGAUCUUGAGGGUAGCCAUGGCCGCAAGGGCCCUCGCCUAGGUGAUGCCCUCAACAGAUUCCGCAACAUGCGCCGCGCCGGUCGCCACCCAAGAUACAUUACAUACGCCAAACUCAUCACUGCCGCUGCAAAGGAAGGCAAGAUGGACCUCUGUCAAGAAAUUCUAGCUAUGGCUCGCAACGACGUCCCUCUUCUUACCCAGUACGCCGUUGUUCGCUAUGGAUGGUCGUCUAUUCUUGAUGCUAUGGUUGGCGCUUGCUUGACCCUUGGCAACCGUGGCCGUGCUGAACAGUAUCACCAGGAGUUGCUGGAGAUGGGCUCUGCCCCCUCUGCCAACACCUUCGGCCUGUACAUCACCACACUCAAGGAGUCGACCAAGACCUUCGACGAAGCCUCAGAGGCUGUGCGCAUCUUCCACCGUGCUAAGAGCGAGGGAGUUGAGCCUAGCUCAUUCCUCUACAACGCUUUGAUUGGCAAGCUUGGCAAGGCUCGUCGCAUUGACGACUGCCUGUUCUACUUUGCUGAGAUGCGCGCUCUUGGUAUCAAGCCUACCUCUGUUACAUACGGUACUAUUGUCAAUGCCCUUUGCCGUGUGAGUGACGAAAAGUUUGCCGAAGAGCUGUUUGACGAGAUGGAGGCCAUGCCUAACUACAAGGCUCGCCCUGCUCCCUACAACAGCAUGAUGCAGUUCUUCCUCACCACCAAGCGUGAUAAGUCCAAGGUCCUCGCUUACUAUGAGCGCAUGAAGUCCAAGGGCAUCGCCCCGACCUCGCACACAUUCAAGUUACUCAUUGAUACACAUGCAACUCUGGAGCCCAUCGAUAUGGGUGCUGCUGAGGAGGUUUUGGCCUCCAUGACUUCCGCUGGCCAGCAACCGGAGCCUGUCCACUACGCAUCGCUUAUUCAUGCCCGUGGAUGUACAAUGCAUGAUCUUGCUGGUGCUCGCAAGACGUUUGACUCUGUUGUUGCGCAGUCUAAUGUCCCGGUCAAUACCAGCAUGUACCAGGCCAUGUUCGAGGCCAUGGUUGCCAACCACGAAGUCGGCCAGACCGAGUCUCUUCUUCAGCAGAUGCGCCAGGCUCAAAUCGAGCUCACUCCAUAUAUUGCCAACACCCUGAUUCACGGUUGGGCCGCUGAGCACGACAUUGUCAAGGCACAAGCUGUGUACGAUGCUGUGCCACGCGAGAGGAGAGAGCCCUCUACCUACGAGGCGAUGACCAGGGCCCUUUUGGCAACUGAGCGCCGCGAACAAGCCAACGUUGUCGUUGCUGAGAUGCUUACUCGCGGCUACCCCAGCGCCGUCGUCAACAAAGUACUGGAACUGCUCGGUGGUGGAAACCAGGAGCAGACCGUCCAGUAAACACCACAAUUCACACAAAAAGUUUCAUGUCUGGCCAUGGCCAUACGUUGUCUUCUUUUUUAUUCUCCGAUAGCCUCUUUUUGAUACCCCGUUUUUCUGCUUUCUGUUCUAGCAUCCAUUUUAUAUCUUGCUUCGUUUUUUUGUCGGGGUGUUUUCCAGCAAAGAGGCUAGAUGCCGCUGUUGAAAGAAUCUUGCAUAUCCAAUUUGGACAUUUGGCGUUCUGGCGGCAUUUCAUAUUUAUCUGUUUAGCAACAUCAGGAAGGUUUCCCUGUGGGAUGGGACGGUUACGGUUGGGCUUCAUGGGCAGGUGUUUGCCCUUUAUUAUAGACAAUCUCCACUCGGCAACAAAAAAUUGCCACAAAACAUGUAUCGACUUGCAAGCAAUCACCUCGCUAUCUGAGUGUAGGUGUAAGUUGUUGGUCGAUUGUACCAUAUAUAUAGCAAGCAAUGGACAAAGUUCCUCCCUACAAAGUGUUCCCCAGUUAACCAUUGUGUUUAAAAUGUAGUAAACAAGGCUAUAAUAAUACGUUCUAUAUUGU